GCUUCCUCUGUGGAUAGCAUUAUACGCGAAAAGACCUACAGCUACGACUACCGUAGUUGCUACACUCGUUUUACCACCGAGGCUUCCUCUGUGGAUAGCAUUAUACACGAGAAGACCUACAACUACGACUACCAUAGUUGCUACACUCGUUUUACCACCGAGGCUUCCUCUGUGGAUAGCAUUACACGCGAAAAGACCUACAGCUACGACUACCGUAGUUGCUACACUCGUUUUACCACCGAGGCUUCCUCUGUGGAUAGCAUUAUACCCGAAAAGACCUACAGCUACGACUACCGUAGUUGCUACACUCGUUGUACCACCGAGGCUUCCUCUGUGGAUGGCAUUAGACACGAAAAGACCUACAGCUACGACUACCGUCGUUGCUACACUCGUUUUACCACCGAGGCUUCCUCUGUGGAUAGCAUUAUACACGAGAAGACCUACAACUACGACUACCAUAGUUGCUACACUCGUUUUACCACCGAGGCUUCCUCUCUGGAUAGCAUUCUGCCCGAAAAGACCUACAGCUACGACUACCGUAGUUGCUACACUCGUAUUACCACCGAGGCUUCCUCUGUGGAUGGCAUUAGACACGAAAAGACCUACAGCUACGACUACCGUAGUUGCUACACUGGUUUUACCACCGAGGCUUCCUCUGUGGAUAGCAUGAUACGCGAAAAGAACUACAGCUACGACUACCGUAGUUGCUACACUCGUUUUACCACCGAGGCUUCCUCUGUGGAUAGCAUUAUACACGAGAAGACCUACAGCUACGACUACCGUAGUUGCCACACUCGUUUUACCACCGAGGCUUCCUCUGUGGAUAGCAUUACACGCGAAAAGACCUACAGCUACGACUACCGUAGUUGCCACACUCGUGUUACCACCGAGGCUUCCUCGGUGAUUUACCACCGAG
Messenger RNA from Symbiodinium natans, 916 nucleotides. The record is from the annotation of a GenBank genome assembly. NCBI's taxonomy places the organism in Eukaryota, Dinophyceae, Suessiales, Symbiodiniaceae.